AUGUCUUCUGAACCCUCACCGGGAUCCACUACACCAGACAUCAUGCGGGCUUACAGUUAUCCUCCCUCGCCUUCAUCUCCAGACACGACAUAUCCCAAUAGACCAUCAGAUGGUAAUCCAUCUCUCCAGCCACCAGGUUCUAGAUUUUCAGGUACUUCAUGGAGUCCGACGUCGAUGCUGUUUACCGCAGACAAAAGCCUGUUAGGGUCGAGCGAGACUAACGGAAUCGCCGUUUCGAUGGAAUUUACCGGAAAGGGACCCGGUUCCACGACAAACGUCUGGCGUGGCUGGAGAGUCGUUCUUUUUGGCUCAUGGUUCAACCUUUUAUUGCUGUUGAUCCCUGUCUCUUGGACGCUGAGCUUUGUGCUCGAGAAACACCACAAGGUUAUCUUUAUCUUCAGCAUCCUGUCCAUGAUUCCCCUUGUAAAGCUUCACGAUCUUUCAAGUCGUGAGCUGGCACUCCGUAUUGGAGGUACAAAGGCUGGUUUGCUUAAUGCAAGUAUGAGUAAUACCGUGGAGAUGGUUAUCGCGAUCACCUGCGCUCAGGAAGUGCGAAUUAAGGAUCGUACAGUCUUCGCUAAUCGGUUCAAUUUUGAGCAAACUACGUACGUCGUGCAUGUCACUGCGUUGUCUAAUGACCAUCCUCAUUCAUACUUUUCAGUCCUUGUCCUCGGAAUGUGUUUCUUUGCAGGCGGACUCCGCUUCUCUGAGCAAGGAUUCGACCAGACCGCUACGCAGAUACACUCAUCACUUUUAAGUAUUAGCGUUGGGGCUCUGCUUCUUCCUGCUGCAUAUCACUUUGCGAUCAGCGGCGACAAGGAUUCUGGCUCCCAUGAGCAGAAGAAUGAUAUUCUGAAGAUGAGCUAUGGAGUCUCGAUCGUACUCAUGUUUAUUUAUAUUGCAUAUCUUCUCUUCCAGUUCUGGUCCCACAAGCAUCUCUACAAAGAUACCAAGAAAAAGAGCGACAGGUUAUCGGUCAAGAUACCAGUCAAUCCGCGUUAUCUUUCCGAGAAGCUCUCUAUGUCCAUGUCCCUGAACGACAGAACUGGUAGUAUGCAUGAUCGUCAAAUUUCGAGUUCGAGCUCUCGACGUAUUUCAGUGGUGUCUUCCAUUUUCCCUCCGCUGCACAGAUUUCCCUAUAGGAAUUCACCAUUGAAUUCUUCCUCCGAGGUCACGCUGACAGGAAGCAAGGAAAAUCUGCCAGAAACAACUAACCAGGGUGCUACCGAAGAGUCUGCCGAUCGGUUGGUCGAGGAAGAGUCACCACAAGAUACGCAACCCGAACAUGGUCAUGUAGAUGGCAGCACUAUCGGCCCCUUAAAUCCGCCUUGGAGCCCAUCACCCAUACCAUCCACCGCCGAUACCAGUCCCUUCCGCGGCACAUCACCAGAGCCAGAGCCUAUGACUACCUCUGAACAGGCAAAUCUGCGUAGGUCGCCAUCAGCGGCGGAAAGUUUCAGAGAGCCGCAGCUUAGCUGGAUGGUCACUCUUCUGUUAUUGACGGUGGUCACUAUUACAGUGUCUAUCACUGCUGAAGAUCUCGUGGAAUCCAUGGACGGAAUCUCAACAACGGUUAGCAAGCAAUGGGUUGGUCUUGUCCUGCUUCCUGCAGUCAGUUCUAUCGCAGAAUGUGUAACUGCCGUCAAUACGUCUGUGAAGGACCAGCUGAAUCUGAGCGUGAGUAUCGCUGUCGGGUCGUCGAUACAAACCACUCUCUUGGUUAUCCCGUUCAUGGUCACCCUUGGAUGGAUCAUAGACAGGCCACUGGCUUUAUUAUUUGACCCGUUUGAGUCUGUGGUUCUCUACGUGUCAGUGCAAACCAUGAGUUAUGUGGUUGCGGACGGGAAAUCAAACUGGCUAGAGGGUAUAAUCCUGAUCUGCUUGUACGUCAUCAUAGCCGUGUCCUUCUGGUUCUACCCUAGUGAGGUCAACAGUCAUUUGACGCUUUGA
Messenger RNA from Suillus paluster, 1950 nucleotides. RefSeq names its product Sodium/calcium exchanger protein-domain-containing protein. The record is from RefSeq and is a predicted model, not a curated record. The transcript is spliced from 20 exons. Gene Ontology annotation, biological process: calcium ion transmembrane transport; intracellular calcium ion homeostasis. Bases 1 to 1950 code for a protein of 649 amino acids. Gene Ontology annotation, molecular function: calcium:proton antiporter activity. Lineage: Eukaryota; Fungi; Basidiomycota; Agaricomycetes; Boletales; Suillaceae. Gene Ontology annotation, cellular component: fungal-type vacuole membrane.